Messenger RNA from Panthera uncia (snow leopard), 3755 nucleotides. It is a transcript of the gene PAPOLG, whose product is annotated as poly(A) polymerase gamma. The transcript has 22 exons. Lineage: Eukaryota; Metazoa; Chordata; Mammalia; Carnivora; Felidae. Gene Ontology annotation, molecular function: RNA binding; poly(A) RNA polymerase activity. The record is from RefSeq and is a predicted model, not a curated record. Gene Ontology annotation, cellular component: nucleus. The coding region runs from base 237 to 2462 and encodes 741 amino acids.
GGGGCAGGCUGGGAAGCGGCGCCAUAUUGGCGUCGGCCGCGCUGUAUUGUCAUAAAUAGAGCCGGUUUUGUGGUGUUUUCACUACUCGGUUGGAUGCCUCGGCCGUAGUAAGUGAGAAAGUGAGUGAGCAAGCGAGCUACAAGCAACCGGAGGAAAGUGGACAGGAGGAGAAGGAAAGAGCAAGAACUUGACUCCAGAGCGAAAGAUACUCGGCGGUGAGGGAGACGCAGGAAGCGAUGAAAGAAAUGUCUGCAAACACCAUGCUGGACAGCCAGCGUCAACAAAAGCAUUAUGGAAUCACUUCUCCAAUUAGUUUGGCAUGUCCAAAAGAAAUUGAUCAUAUUUACACACAGAAAUUGAUUGAUGCCAUGAAACCAUUUGGAGUGUUUGAAGAUGAAGAAGAACUGAACCACAGGCUGGUUGUUCUUGGUAAAUUGAACAAUUUAGUAAAAGAAUGGAUUUCUGAUGUCAGUGAGAGUAAGAACCUCCCACCUUCUGUCGUGGCUACUGUUGGUGGUAAGAUUUUCACGUUUGGCUCAUACAGGCUUGGAGUACACACCAAAGGAGCUGAUAUUGAUGCACUUUGUGUAGCUCCAAGACAUGUGGAGAGAUCUGAUUUUUUUCAGUCUUUUUUUGAAAAAUUGAAACAUCAAGAUGGCAUUAGAAACUUAAGAGCUGUAGAAGAUGCCUUUGUUCCUGUUAUAAAGUUUGAAUUUGAUGGAAUUGAAAUUGAUCUAGUCUUUGCAAGACUGGCAAUACAAACCAUAUCAGAUAAUUUAGAUCUAAGAGACGACUCUCGACUGAGAAGCCUUGAUAUAAGGUGUAUUCGCAGCCUAAAUGGAUGUAGAGUUACUGAUGAAAUUUUGCAUUUAGUGCCAAAUAAAGAAACUUUUAGACUCACCCUAAGAGCAGUCAAAUUAUGGGCAAAACGACGUGGUAUUUAUUCCAACAUGCUGGGAUUUCUUGGUGGUGUCUCCUGGGCAAUGCUGGUUGCAAGAACUUGCCAAUUAUAUCCAAAUGCAGCAGCUUCUACUUUAGUUCAUAAGUUCUUUUUAGUUUUUUCCAAAUGGGAAUGGCCAAAUCCUGUCCUGCUGAAGCAACCAGAAGAAAGCAAUUUGAAUUUGCCUGUUUGGGAUCCUCGGGUAAAUCCAUCAGAUAGGUAUCAUCUCAUGCCCAUAAUCACCCCUGCCUACCCACAGCAGAAUUCUACGUAUAAUGUGUCCACCUCAACUCGAACAGUAAUGGUAGAAGAAUUUAAACAAGGUCUUGCAGUCACAGAUGAAAUCCUUCAAGGGAAAUCAGACUGGUCCAAACUACUUGAGCCACCAAAUUUUUUUCAAAAGUAUAGACAUUAUAUAGUAUUGACUGCCAGUGCAUCAACAGAAGAAAACCAUCUAGAGUGGGUUGGAUUAGUAGAAUCUAAAAUCCGUGUGCUUGUUGGAAACUUGGAACGGAACGAAUUUAUUACUCUUGCCCAUGUAAAUCCCCAGUCAUUCCCAGGAAAUAAGGAACAUCAUAAAGACAACAAUUACGUGUCAAUGUGGUUCCUUGGAAUAAUUUUUCGGAGAGUUGAAAAUGCAGAAAGUGUUAACAUAGACCUGACCUAUGAUAUACAGUCGUUUACUGAUACAGUGUACAGACAGGCAAACAAUAUAAACAUGCUAAAGGAAGGGAUGAAAAUUGAAGCAACUCAUGUUAAAAAAAAGCAACUUCAUCACUACCUUCCCGCAGAGAUUCUUCAAAAGAAGAAAAAGCAAAGUCUUUCUGAUGUCAGUCGAAGUUCAGGUGGACCUCAAUCCAAAAGAUCAUCUCUGGAUAGCAAUUGUUUGGAUAGCUCCAGAGACACUGAUAAUGGAACUCCUUUUAAUUCCCCAGUGUCUGCAAACAAACCUUCCAAGCCUGACGUUCUUCCUUCAGGAGAAACAGAAAGGAAUAAUACUGAGCCUGCUGCUGUAAUUGCGGAAAAGCCACUGAGUGUGCCACAAGCUCAAGGACUGUCUAUCCCAGUCAUUGGUGCAAAAGUUGAUUCUGCAGUAAAAGCCGUAUCGCCCCCAGCUGUGUGCACCAUUCCUACUGUAGUAGGACGAAAUGUCAUUCCUAGAAUCCCAGCACCCCACAACCCUGCCCAGGGACAGCCACAUCUUAAUGGAAUGUCAAACAUAACUAAGAAUGUUGCACAUAAGAGGUCCCAUUCCCCAUCCGUAGAUGGGUCUUCUAAGAGGUUGAAAGAAAUAGAAAAGUUUAUUCGACUUGAAUCAACAUUUAAGGAAUCACGUGCUCCUGAAGACAGAAAAAGAAAAGCAAUGGAUGCCAUUGGAGGAGAAUGUAUGCCUAUUCCAACUAUUGAUACAUCACGCAAAAAGAGACUACCCAGUAAAGAACUACCAGAUUCAUCAUCUCCGGUUCCAGCAAAUAACAUUCGAGUCAUCAAAAAUUCCAUUCGACUGACCCUUAAUCGGUAAAAGCAGUGCCUCCUUACUUAAGUGAAUAUGCAAUCAUUUAGUGGCAUAGAGCAGCCACUCUUUUUAAAAUAGAAGUGGCUGUCACACAUAUAAUAAGGUGAAAGUUACAGUCAUCGGACUAACAAGCUUGAAGUGGUUUUGAACUCUCACACUUUGACAUGCAGAUGCCGUAGCAUUCUCUCAUUGAUUUGCUACGUACACUUCUGUGAGGAUCAUCUGCUAUCAGAUUGUCAUCUACAAUGUUAUGGCUUUGCGUUGGAGGUUUUACUGCCUUAACUUUCGAUGCUUGUUUCUCUGUUGUGGGAACCAGUUCUCGGCUCUUUGGACAUGGAUAAAACGAGGCCAGAACUUUUUUUUUUUUAAGUCUUAUGUUACAAUCAUUGUAUAGAACUGAAAAAGUUGAAAACAAAAAAAUUGUAAUUUUCCAAAUGUUAACACAUUUACUUUAGCCUUGAAGCCACUUUGUGAAACCUGAGAUAAGUGAAUGUGAGGUAUCUUUUCUGCUUUCCUCAUUUGUGUAGAUGUACUUAUUGUCUAUUCUGUUGAUUUAAAUUAUUUUUUUCCAGAAUGGCACAUGGAAUAUUUAAAUUUUUAUUUUUUUGUGCCUUUCUGUCCAAAUGUUGCAUAGUUACCAGGGAGGAUUAGUCCAGUGAUUACAUAAGAGUUGGGCACCAUAAAUUCUCUAUAUUUUGCCUCCCAUGGAGGCCUUCGAAAUGCAUCUUUAUUAAGAAUCAAAAUGUAACCAAGAUACUGAAAGUCAGUAUAUGAAUGGUGAAAUUGUUACAUAUCCUAGCUCAUGCCAUUCUUGUUAGUUGACUGGUGUUUUUUACCAAGGAGCAACUCAUUCCAGCAUCAACAACGAGAUACCUUUAAAUGUGGCAGACUUGUAUUCUUGAGGUGUAAAAUUAACUCGGCAUGAUAAUUCUUGACCAUUACUUACCCCACAACUUCAAAUAGUUUCUUCAUGGACUAGGCAUGCAGAAAUAAGCAGUGGAUUUUACUGAAACCUAAGGCAUUUUUUGGACGACAUUGUUACCAUUAAUUGGCUCAGGACCUUUGUAAUUUUUAUUUAACGAUAUGAGUUGUCUUUUUUUACACUGCUUUUUUCAAUGCAUUUCUUAAUAUUUUUUAAGUUUCAUGAACGCAUGCUCAGUUUAUUAAAAUCCAUAACCAUGUAAUUCUUCUUGUAAUAUGUUGAUUCAGUGUUUUGUAAAUGAAGUCGUAUGUAUUUUCAGAGUAUUUUUGUAUGUACUGUAAGAUACCAUCUUUUCAAAGAGAAAACUUUAAAACCUU